AUGCAUUGGUUGGACAAUCUACGUGCAUAUAUACAACCCACGUACGUCCCUUCAUUCACAGCAAGCAUCCUACCAAAGUGUAAGCUGAGCUGCCCAACUGACGCAACACCGGCCGAAAUGUGGCAGUCCAAGCCAGUCAUGGUGCUCCUCCUGCUGGCCGUCUCCACGGCGGCGACCGUCGGCAAGCCGCUGCUCACGAAGGUCACCAAGGGCGGCGCGUCCACGGCCCUCUACACCGCGCCCCUCAGCGCCGGCCGGCCGCUCGUCCUCGACCUCUCCGCCCCAGCCAUCACGACGCCGUGCAGCGGGCAGACGACGACCGUGACGCUCUCCGCCAACUCCACCGACGGCAUCAACCCGCUGUCCCCGGUCUCCUUCGCCGCCACCGCCACCUGCGCCGCGGCCCCCUCCGGCGCCGUCGGCGUCGCCGGGCUCGCGCGCUCCAGCGUCUCGUUUCCGGCCCAGGUCGCGAGCACACAGAAGGUGGCCAACUCGUUCGCCCUCUGCCUCCCGAGCGGCGGCGUGGGCGCGGCCAUCUUCGGCGGCGGCCCGUUCUUCCUCGCGCCCCCGGCGGACCGGCCGGCCAUCACGACGCUCCUCUCCGACGGCGUCCCGCUCCGCCAGCCCUUCUCCGGGAACCCCGGCUACUUCGUGACCGCCACCAACGGCAUCGCCAUCGGCGGGACGCGCGUGGCCGUGUCCGGCUCCGGCGCGCUCGUGGUCGGCCUCUCCACCACGAUCCCCUACGCGCAGCUCCGCAGCGACGUGUACCGUCCCUUCAUCACGGCCUUCGACCGCGCCAUGGGCUCGAGCGCGAAGGUCGCGGCCGUGGCGCCGUUCGAGCUGUGCUACGACUCGUCCAAGCUGUCGCCGACGCUGUCGGGCUACUCCGUGCCCCAGGUGGACGUGAUGCUGGAGGGCGGGACGAACUGGACGGUGGUGGGCGGCAACUCCAUGGCGCAGGUGAACAGCGCCACGGCGUGCUUCGCGUUCGUCCAGGCGGGAGGCGGCACCGGCGGGGCGCCGGCGGUGGUGAUCGGAGGGUUCCAAAUGGAGAACAAGCUGGUGGUGCUCGACAACGACAAGAAGACGCUCAGCUUCACCCCGUACCUCCCAGCCAGGGGGUUCUCCUGCAGCAACUUCAACUUCACCGGGGCGGGGUAG
Molecule: messenger RNA, 1164 nt
Organism: Triticum turgidum subsp. durum (durum wheat)
Lineage: Eukaryota; Viridiplantae; Streptophyta; Magnoliopsida; Poales; Poaceae
Source: the annotation of a GenBank genome assembly